This is a messenger RNA of Trichogramma pretiosum, 1185 nucleotides long. RefSeq names its product putative GPI-anchor transamidase (gene PIG-K). The record is from RefSeq and is a predicted model, not a curated record. The transcript has 5 exons. NCBI's taxonomy places the organism in Eukaryota, Metazoa, Arthropoda, Insecta, Hymenoptera, Trichogrammatidae. Gene Ontology annotation, biological process: proteolysis; attachment of GPI anchor to protein; protein localization to cell surface. Bases 162 to 1181 code for a protein of 339 amino acids. Gene Ontology annotation, cellular component: GPI-anchor transamidase complex. Gene Ontology annotation, molecular function: GPI-anchor transamidase activity.
UUUGUAAAUUCACUGUAUAUGUAUGACGGCGGAUUGGUUUUGUGAAUUCGUCUGCUGAAAAUAAAAUGAAUAGUAGUUAGGUAGAUGGUGAUACUGAAGAGUAGUGCAGUAAUUUUUAAGCAGGGCACAUUGACAGAUACAUUCCGCAUUCAAAUCUAAUCAUGGAGUUGUAUUACUAUUUCUGUUUACUUUUUUUACCGCUUUUGUGUGUACAAACUUUCGAGUUACCAGAAGGAUUUACCAAAACAGAUCACUCUAAUAAUUGGGCAGUUUUAGUGGAUACAUCGAGAUUCUGGUUUAAUUAUCGCCAUGUAGCCAAUGUUUUAUCUAUUUAUCGCAGUGUCAAACGUCUUGGUAUUCCUGAUUCUCAGAUUAUACUAAUGAUUGCUGAUGAUAUGGCAUGCAAUCCAAGAAAUCCCCGACCGGCUACAGUGUUCAACAAUAUUAAACAGCAUAUAAAUGUGUAUGGGGAUGAUGUUGAAGUUGAUUAUAGGGGAUAUGAAGUUACAGUAGAAAAUUUCGUAAGACUAUUGACAGGUAGAUUGCAGGCUGAAACACCCAGAUCAAAACGAUUACUAACAGAUGAAGGAUCUAAUAUUCUCAUUUACUUGACUGGGCAUGGUGGAAAUGGUUUUCUGAAAUUUCAAGAUUCUGAAGAAAUUACGAGUCAAGAACUUAGUGAUGCUUUAGAACAGAUGUGGCAAAAAAGAAGAUACCAUGAAAUAUUAUUCAUUGUUGAUACAUGCCAAGCAAGUUCAAUGUAUGAAAAGUUUUAUUCACCAAAUAUAUUAGCUGUAGCUUCAAGUUUAGUCGGAGAAGAUUCUUUAUCCCAUCAUGUGGAUCCGGCAAUCGGAGUGUAUAUUAUUGAUCGUUACACUUAUUACGCUCUUGAGUUUCUUGAAACUGUUGAAUCUUCCAGUAAAAAAAAUCUAAGUGAAUUUUUAAAAGUAUGCCCCAAGCAUUACUGCCUGUCUACUGUAGGAGUUAGAGAUGACUUAUUUAAGAGGAAUUUGUAUGAAGUACCAGUUACCAAUUUCUUUGGAGCUUUGAGACCGAUCCAAUUAACUAAUAAUAUCUUUAAAAUUGUUGAACCUAUAAAUAGUAUUGGUAGCAUUAGUUCUGAUGCUAAAACAUCAAUUAAAUAUAAGUAUUUUCCUGAAUUCCCCACAAUAGUUUCAUAAUGUC